This is a messenger RNA of Diversispora eburnea, 325 nucleotides long. Lineage: Eukaryota; Fungi; Glomeromycota; Glomeromycetes; Diversisporales; Diversisporaceae. The record is from the annotation of a GenBank genome assembly.
GCGGAUUUAAUAAUAAAAAAGAUGGUCGUAUAGGGGAUACUCCUUUAAUUUCAUCUGGCGCAUGGGUUGAUAAUGAAACAUGUGGUGUCAGCGGUACUGGAAAUGGUGAGUAUUUUAUUCGUUACAGUGUUGCUCAUGAUGUAUCAGCCAGAAUGAAAUAUCUUGGUGAAAGUGUACAUGAAGCUGCAACAAAUGUUGUUGAAAAUCUCAAGAAAGUUGGUGGUGAUGGUGGAGUUAUUGCAUUAGAUAAAUAUGGCAAUUUUUCGAUGCCCUUUAAUACCAGUGGAAUGCAUCGAGAUUAUAUCCAUGUAUCAGAAGGAGUUCC